UUGCUUCGAGCAUCAGCCCCCCCCUCCUCCCCGGCCGCGGGGGCUGCGCGGGGGGUGGCGGAGCUCGGCGGAGGGUCCGCGGCUGCUCCGCGGCUCCCGGCGGGGCGGGCGGCCCCCGUGCGGGGGUGUGCGGUGUGUGGGGUGGCGGGAGAGGGAUGCUGUGUAAUUUUAUCCACGCUGCACUCUGGGAGUUCACACGAGACUGAUACCUUUUGCCUCCUCUGCUCUUUAUCAAUUGGUCGCAGAUCAGGCUAUUGUUGCAGGAAGCUGCUUUUAUUUCUAUGCUCCGUCGAUCAACUAUUUUCCCCCGCAGUCUCUUGCAGAAAUUCAGCGGCUCUCUCCCUCCCUCCCUCCUUCCUCCUGCCUGUCUCUCACGCAUGCCGUCUGUCUAUCUGGAAACCCAAGGAGAAGGCUGAUCACGGCAGCUCCAUCUAAUACAAACAGCUGGGACUCUUCGGUGGCCUUUGCUGAUGUCUAUUGAUUUAAGUAAAUCUGAGACAGAUAAAAGGGCAGGAUCGAGGCUUGAUAAAAUCUUGCCAAUGCUGCACGGCUCGAAACAGAGUGUGCUCGGCAACUACGGAGUGCUGCGAGCAGGACGGCUUUGAUGGGACCCCUGGUGCCACUCGCUGCGAGCCUCGCUCUCCCCAGCAGACCAAGCGCUGCGGCCAUCAUGCCACAAUGGUCAUAACUUGGAUCUUGUUCCUGAGUUUGUUGCAGGAGCCGUGGUGCCCGGGGCGGGCCUCAGGGGUGCCCGGAGCCUCCCCGAGCGCCCCCCGGCCGCGCCGGGAUGCGGGGGGUCGCGGCGGCGUCUACGAGCACCUCGGGGGAGCGCCCCGGCGCAGGAAGCUCUACUGUGCCACCAAGUACCACCUCCAGAUCCACCCCAGCGGCAGGAUCAACGGCACUCUGGAGAAGAACAGCGCCUUCAGUAUUCUGGAAAUAACCGCUGUGGACGUUGGAAUCGUUGCCAUCAAGGGCUUGUUCUCUGGCAGAUACCUGGCCAUGAACAAAAGGGGCAGACUUUAUGCAUCAGAAAACUACAACUCGGAGUGCGAGUUUGUGGAGAGGAUCCACGAGCUGGGGUACAACACCUACGCGUCCCGUCUCUACCGGACCGUGCCCAGCAGGGCCGGCACCAAGCGCAAAGCCGGCGCCGAGAGACUCUGGUACGUCUCCGUCAACGGCAAAGGGCGACCCAGGAGGGGCUUUAAAACCCGCAGGACACAGAAAUCCUCCCUCUUUCUGCCCAGAGUGCUGGACAACAAAGACCAUGAGAUGGUCCGACUGUUCCACACCAAUGGGAAGUACCGGGAGAGCCUCCUGAGGGCCCCGAGCAAGAACCAGCGGAGGAGGAGAGGACACUGAUGGGGUGGGGGGGAGAGCUUGUGCUGGGGAUGGAAGUGACUGGGAGUCUUCAAAACACUGCUAAAAAGAACUAACAGCUGUGAUGGUACGACAGGCGUGAACACGGACAGUUUUUAUUACGCUGCGUGAUUAGAACUGAAAAUCACAUCCCUUACUUUUAGUCGUUGUAGGAUUAGCACCCGUGGUAAAAGAGAUGUGAGGUGAACUGAGGCACGUUCAAAUGUAAAUUAGUUGGAUGUAAUAAUUUUGUCAAUGGCUUUCACAUUUUCUUUUCUAAAAAAAAAAAAAAAUUAUAUAUAUAUAUAUAUGACUUUCAUUUCAAGUAUUUUCAUUCCAACUUGCCACAGGUGCUCAGUGGUCCUGUCCUUCCAGAGCAUGGGAGUAUUUUACACCUGCCAAAUUUGUGUCCACAGAGAAGGUAUAGCACUUUCAGGGCUCUUUUGGCCAGAAGAAGCUACAUCCUUACUUUUAUUUAAUACAGGAGUUAGAAA
Pseudopipra pipra is the source of this 1856-nucleotide messenger RNA. It is a transcript of the gene FGF3, whose product is annotated as fibroblast growth factor 3. Gene Ontology annotation, biological process: positive regulation of cell population proliferation; fibroblast growth factor receptor signaling pathway; cell differentiation. Gene Ontology annotation, molecular function: fibroblast growth factor receptor binding; growth factor activity. NCBI's taxonomy places the organism in Eukaryota, Metazoa, Chordata, Aves, Passeriformes, Pipridae. The transcript has 3 exons. The coding region runs from base 679 to 1365 and encodes 228 amino acids. The record is from RefSeq and is a predicted model, not a curated record. Gene Ontology annotation, cellular component: cytoplasm.